Cuscuta campestris is the source of this 1269-nucleotide messenger RNA. NCBI's taxonomy places the organism in Eukaryota, Viridiplantae, Streptophyta, Magnoliopsida, Solanales, Convolvulaceae. The record is from the annotation of a GenBank genome assembly.
CGCGGCACCUUCAAUCAGAAAUGAGAGGGAAAGAUAACCAAAGAACCAUUCCACAAACCUUCUCUCUCAAUCUCUCACCGAUCUUUCUCCGGGCGUGCUUCAGAUUCAGAGACAGGUUUUUUAUUGCUGGGUUUUGGCCAAAUUUCUUGUUGGAGCAUCGAUUCUUCGUUGAUUCAUCCAUACAGGAUUCAUGUAGGAUAGUUAUUCUCGAAAUCAAUGUUUGGGUUUGGGAGAAAGCCCCCGGCGCCAGGGGGGUCCACGAGUGCAGGUUCCGAGGAGAAAAAUGGCGGUGGUGGGAUAACGGCAGGGAGGAGGACGUCUUCUGAACCGGCACUAGAGAGCAUGUCCGUGCAAGAGCUGGAGAACUACGCCGUGAACCGGGCAGAAGAGACCACUAACACCGUCAGCAAUUGCCUGAAGAUUGCGGAGGACAUCCGGCAGGACGGGUCUAGGACGCUGGAGAUGCUGCACCAGCAAGGGGAGCAGAUCCAUAGGAUCCAUGAGAUGGCUGUCGAGAUGGACCGCGAUUUGAGCAAGGGGGAGAAGUUGUUGAAUAGUCUUGGGGGCAUGUUCUCUAAGCCAUGGAAGCCAAAGAAGACUAAGGAGAUCUCUGGGCCUUUGACUUCCAGAGAUGACAAUAACUACAAAGCAAAGCAGAGUAGGAAAGAGCAAAGGGAGAAGUUGGGGUUAAAUGGGAAUAAGGGGAAAUCAGCUCCCGCAACACCUCCGUGCGAACCCACGAACGCAUUGCAGAAAGUAGAGAUGGAGAAGGCAAAGCAAGACGACGCGCUCUCCGACCUCAGCAACAUAUUGGGUGAACUCAAGGGAAUGGCCACUGAAAUGGGCACUGAACUUGACAGCCCAAGUGUCUUAUUGUCCAAUCCAGUUAUCUCAACCUAAUCCUAAAUUCUAUCAGUUAAUUACUACCUCCGUCCCACUCUCUUUGUUCACUUUUGACUUUUGGAACUGUUUAUCUAAACACUUUGACUCAUCAAAUUCUCUCAAUGUGUAAGCCUAAAUAUAGUCAUGUGUGAUCUUGUUUGAUUUGUCUUAACAUAUAGAUUAUUAAUAUAUAAUUUCUAUAAUUUUUUAAUAUACAAAUUACAAGAUAAAAUGGAUUAAAGAAGUGCAUUGGAUGGUGUGCCAAAAGGUAAGUGGACAAAGAGAGUGGGACGGAGGGAGUAUUCAAAACUUUAAACGCUGAUUAUGAAUGUUACUUUCUAACGGCUCCGCGAUGAAUUAUAGGCAAAACAAAGCUUUGGACCAUCU